AUGCCAGCACAAAAUGCUGUUGACAGCGGAUUUCAAGGGCCAAUGACAAGCUCGAUAAGAGGUAAUUCCCUGGUGAAAAUCAGCGAACAACAGCAAAGAGCUCGACAGUUGAAUAAAGAAAUCAUAAGACGUAGUUCGGAUGCUGUCCUCGUGCUGAUGAAUAUACCAGAACCACCGGUCCAUUUGGAACGUUUCUGGAAAUACUUGAAUUUUUUAAACGAUAUGUCUAAUGAUCUGAAAAAAGUACUAUUUGUUCGAGGCGUUGAUGUACAAUCGAAUGUUGACUCGGGAACGACAAUCAUGAAAGAAUAG
Messenger RNA from Loa loa (African eye worm), 312 nucleotides. RefSeq lists its product as hypothetical. The record is from RefSeq and is a predicted model, not a curated record. The coding region runs from base 1 to 312 and encodes 103 amino acids. The transcript is spliced from 2 exons. NCBI's taxonomy places the organism in Eukaryota, Metazoa, Nematoda, Chromadorea, Rhabditida, Onchocercidae.